Molecule: messenger RNA, 1017 nt
Organism: Neoarthrinium moseri
Lineage: Eukaryota; Fungi; Ascomycota; Sordariomycetes; Amphisphaeriales; Apiosporaceae
Exons: 2
Coding region: 1-1017 (338 amino acids)
Cellular component (GO): nucleus
Molecular function (GO): DNA-binding transcription factor activity; protein dimerization activity
Source: RefSeq, a predicted model, not a curated record
AUGGAGGCUGCCGGUUACUCUCAGACCGAGGCCGCCCUCGAGCAGCUCAACGCUCCUCCUGAUCGCGCCUACCUGACAGCCAUGGCCGAGGCAGUCACACAAGAGCAGAGCGAUUACAGCGCUCCGCCGCCCCUGAGUCCUACUCAGAAACGGAAACGGGGGGCUCCUGAAUCCUCACCCGCAGAGCCACGGCGUGCCAAACGGGGCGCCCCUGCGGCAACCAUGUCUGGCCAUCCCGAUGCCGACUCUGCGGCGUACGUUGAGAGCGCCGUCGAGGCCGCUCAAGCCGCUGCCGCUGCCAAUGUGAAUGCUGCAGAUUUCACCGCCCUGCAACAGGCUGCAGCAGAUCAUCAUGACCCUGUUGAUCCCGCGCAUGCCUCAAGUACAGCGGCAGCCGCCCUGGGUUCCAUGUAUCCCACUCUUCACGUGCCACCGACGACGGAGGAGACCUUUGCCGCCCAGGUCGCCAGUGAGGAACACCAGUCGUUUGGCGCCAACGACAUGAUGUCAGCAGAUGGACUGCCCGAUGCGGCGGGCUCGGGCGCUGGGCAAGGACCCCAGCCGCCGUCGCAGAACGGUAUUAGAUCCUCCCAGCCACCUUAUGACGGCCAAAAUGCAAGCCCGAAUGUCCCAAAGCCCGCUGUUGGCUCGGAGGAGUGGCACAAGCAACGAAAAGACAACCACAAGGAGGUCGAGCGGAGGCGAAGGGAAACUAUCAAUGAAGGCAUCAAUGAGCUGGCCAAGAUCGUGCCCGGUUCGGAGAAGAACAAGGGCUCUAUUCUGCAGCGGGCCGUCUCAUUUAUCACCCAGCUCAAGCAGAACGAAGCCCAGAACAUUGAAAAGUGGACGCUCGAGAAACUCCUGACGGAGCAGGCCAUUCAGGAGCUCAGCUCGUCCAACGACAAGCUCAAAGCCGAAUGCGAGAGACUCUACCGGGAACUGGACGUGUGGAAGCAGCUGGCGCAGAGCAACGGGUUGCACCCCAAUCAGUCGAAAGAGGAGCCGGGCUCGUCAUGA